Aspergillus luchuensis is the source of this 1317-nucleotide messenger RNA. RefSeq names its product proline--tRNA ligase. Bases 1 to 1317 code for a protein of 438 amino acids. Lineage: Eukaryota; Fungi; Ascomycota; Eurotiomycetes; Eurotiales; Aspergillaceae. The record is from RefSeq and is a predicted model, not a curated record. Gene Ontology annotation, biological process: prolyl-tRNA aminoacylation. The transcript has a single exon. Gene Ontology annotation, molecular function: proline-tRNA ligase activity. Gene Ontology annotation, cellular component: mitochondrion.
AUGAAGGAUCUCUACACUUUCGACUACAACGCUGAGAAUGCCCUCAAGACGUACACGGCUGUGAAGAAGGCUUACACAGAGCUCUUUGAUGAGCUCAAGAUCCCCUAUUUGGUUGCUGCUGCGGAUUCUGGGAACAUGGGCGGCAGCCUAAGUCACGAGUUCCACUUUGCUAGCAACAAGGGCGAGGACACGGUUAUCAGCUGUUCCAGCUGCGAUAGUGUCUACAAUGAGGAGCUUGCCGACGGCAAGGCCCAUAAUAUCGAUGACCAGCAGGUCCAAGUCGGUCACGCAUCCGGCUUUGACACCGGCGAAGUGUCCGGCGAAUCAGCGAAAGCAGUUUCUGUUGGCCUGUGGAUGGCGAUAUCACACGACAAAAACACACUGCUGCGCUGCUGGUAUCCGCAGUAUACCUUGAAGGACCCUAGUGAACCGCCAGCGGAAAGGGAAGUCAACUCCCAUGCCGUCAAAUCUAUAGCCAAGGCAGCCGGCAUAGACCUCGAUAUCAGUAUUGAGAACCCCCUGGAACAAUGGGCAACUCACAUUCAGUCAGAGGAGGCUUCCAGCCAGCGGCCCCGAGUGUUGGAUGUGUAUGACUCAUACGUACGGGCAUACAAGCGCCCUCCCUUGACGGACACGCUGGACGGGAUCAACCGCGCCGUUGAGGAUAUUGACUUUUCAAAACUCGAUCGCUUCCCAGGAACCAACAACUAUCUCAACCUUGUACGGGUGCACGAAGGCGACCAGUGCUCGAAAUGCGGCCAAGGUCUGACAAAGACCCACAAAGCCACCGAACUUGGUCACACGUUUCACCUUGGCACGCGAUACAGCGAUGUCCUCCAGGCUUCUGUGGUGGUUGACCGCGCUCACCUCGACGCAGGCGACCGUUUAUCGUCUCAAAAGGACCAGUUGGUCCCAAUGCAAAUGGGCUGUCACGGUAUCGGAGUAUCGCGCAUGAUCAGCGCGGUAGCAGACAACCUGGCAGAUUCCAAGGGACUCAACUGGCCCCGGGCGAUCGCUCCCUACGAAGUCAUCGUCGUCCCUGGUAAGGGAUUGGAAGAGGAAGCAGAGAAAAUAUACGACGCGCUCACCUCAGAGCCCACCACUGCCUUGGACGUCAUUCUGGACGACCGCGAUAAGCAGAUGGGCUGGAAGCUGGGCGACGCAGAUCUUAUUGGGUACCCUGUGAUUGUGGUCGUAGGCAAAGGCUGGAAAAAGCAGCGCACCCUGGAAGUGCAGUGUCGGCGACUUGAAGUACGUGAGGAUGUUGCCUUGGAGGCUCUGCCGGAGUUUGUGGGUUCUUUGCUUGAGAAGCUGUAG